Molecule: messenger RNA, 867 nt
Organism: Symbiodinium necroappetens
Lineage: Eukaryota; Dinophyceae; Suessiales; Symbiodiniaceae
Source: the annotation of a GenBank genome assembly
GACAAGCAGGGCAUCUGGCAGGAGGAGACCGCCUUAAAAAGGGCGCUUGACGAGGAUCCUCCCACGUCUUGCCGUUUGAAGAGCGAGGGAAGCUGGCUUCCUGCCGGUUUGAGGAAUCUCGGUGCCACCUGUUAUCUCAACAGCCUGCUUCAGUACUUGUUCUUCAACCUGGACUUCCGAUACUGCUUGUUGAGGACGACCUGCAAGAGCCAAGUAGUUGCUGCAUUGCAACGAGUCUUCGCCUUGCUGGCGGAAGGCGAGUCGCGUGUCGUGGACCCCAAGGAUUUCGUCACGGCUGCACGUGUGGAUGCCUUGGAGCAGGCGGACGCCACAGAAUUUAGCGCGCUGCUGCUCGACUGGCUGCAGCGAGAGCUCGCUGACGGAAGUGGCGGGGACUUCGUUCCGACUCUCUUCGAGGGGGAAUCUUCCACGAUUGUACAGUGCAGUCAGGACGCCAGCCACACAUCCGAGAAGCGAGAGAGCUUCAUGGAGAUUCGGGCUGGACUUUCUCCGGUCGCCAUGGCCCUGGAGGCGCGCGAGGCGCAGGAGGCGGCGGCAAGCGGCCGCAAGUCGAACCCGAAGGCGAAGGCCAAGAAGGCCUUGGCUCAUAGGACGCGUGACAUGCCUCCUAUCGAGACUGCAACCCCCUUUGAGUUCUUACGACUUGCUCCCUUUACCUUCUUUUUGGCUUUCUUUUGCCCUGCUCCCUGCUCGGCCUUGCUCUCGCUGAAACGCUUAGCUCAAAAGCCUUACUGUAGCAUCCAGAACCGCUUGGGAACAUCUUGCAAGAUCUUUCAGCCAACAACAGCUUCCGGAUCUGGGCUCGAAGCGACAGCUUUGAGGAUCUUGAAGUCUUGGGUCAGGUGA